This is a messenger RNA of Exophiala oligosperma, 1909 nucleotides long. RefSeq lists its product as uncharacterized. Gene Ontology annotation, molecular function: protein binding. The coding region runs from base 1 to 1632 and encodes 543 amino acids. The record is from RefSeq and is a predicted model, not a curated record. The transcript is spliced from 7 exons. Lineage: Eukaryota; Fungi; Ascomycota; Eurotiomycetes; Chaetothyriales; Herpotrichiellaceae.
AUGAUAGACGCGCCGGAGGAGGGAGACGGUCGUGCUAAGCCUAUCAUUCCUGGCCUCGGUGAAGAUGACAGCAACAAGGCCGCUAUACUUAUUCAGAAAACAUAUAGAGGUUAUCGAACCCGCCGACAGCUGAAAGGCUUUGGCCUUGAUGCAACCACCCGGUGGUAUGAGGCAGUGAAAGAUGCACAAUACCAGCAACUAACCACACCAAGAGAUUCCGAACAGCCCUACACAAGCUCUGACAACCAUGCUUCACAUGGAGAGACGCCAUUAUCACCAGCAAGGAGGAAAUGGUUCAAAGCCACGGAUAUCGCCCGGAGAGCCGGAGCAGACGAUCGGUCGCCUUCAGUGUCGGAUGUAUCCUCUGACGAGAAUAUCGAGGCGGAAGAUGCAAAGAGAAAGAGACAGGAGGCUAAUGAGAUACGGAAGAAGACUGCAAAGAUGAUGGAUCUGCAAUACUUCUUGGAAAUGGUAGACCAAAAACACCGAUACGGGAGCAAUUUGCGCAAAUACCACAACCACUGGAAGGCACUAGAUACCACUCAAAAUUUCUUUUACUGGCUCGAUCAUGGAGACGGCAGAAAUGUCACUCUCCCGGAAUGCAGCAGAGAGCGCCUCGACAAGGAACAAGUCCGCUAUCUUUCGCGAGAAGAACGUCUCAAUUAUCUUGUCAAGGUCAACAGCCAGGGUCUCCUUGUCUGGGCAAAGAAUGGCGAGUUGGUGUGGACCAAGGAUGAGCUGUACAAAGACAGCAUCAAUGGAAUAGUGCCCAUAUAUGACAGCUCUCCUAAAUGGCAGUACAACGUGCCAGUAUCAAAUCAACAUCAAUCCAGCAGUAGUUCCUCGGAUGACUCGUCAGACGAAGAGGACGAAAAGGAUGAGAAUACUGGAGGCGACGAGGGCGAGAGAUACGUCAACGAAGAGUUUCAUCGAGCCAAAGGACCAGCGAAGCUCAAGCAUGUGUCGGCAGCGGUACUUUUCAACCAUAUGAUCAGAACUAGCUUGAAGAAGGGCCACAAAUGGAUCUUUGUCGCAGACACCUCUCUCCGUUUGUACAUUGGCUAUAAGCAAUCAGGCGCUUUCCAACAUUCUUCCUUCCUCCAUGGUGCCCGCAUCCUAGCGGCUGGUCUCAUAAAGGUCAAGAGGGGACAGUUACGGAGAUUAUCUCCCUUGAGUGGUCACUAUCGGCCCCCCGCUAUCAACUUUCGAACGUUUGUGCAUAGCUUGCGUGACACGGGAGUUGACAUGUCCCAUGUCUCUAUUUCAAGAAGUUACGCCAUCUUAGUCGGACUGGAAACAUAUACGAAAACCCGGAAGAAAAUCAAAUCUGCAGAAAAGAAAGCAGUGCGCGAAAAAGACAAGCUCAUCAACCCGGAGAAAGUCAAGGCGGAAGAAGAGGCUCAGCAAGAUAAGUCCAAGAGUGCUGAAAAAGAGAGACUGCAUCUCGAACAGCAACGCAAGGCUGCAGAGGCCAAAGCAAACGAGCGAAAGGCUGAUCGAAGCAUCAGCGGAAGACUGUCGCGUGCAAUGACAAAGCUCAGAUCUAACAAGGAGAGCGAUGAGAAAAACCCGAGACGACUACCGGGAACAGGGCCUGAGGAUGGAAUCCCUGCCCCAGAAGGACGAAGGUGACGAGGGGAUGGUUUGGGUGAGAGGAGAUGAUGGCUCGAGCAAGAACAUCGCCAUAGAUCCCCGGAUGUUCAUCUUGCAACACCCAGCACCAGUGCAAGGACGGAUGCUUGUCUAGAGAGAUGGCUUCUAGCUAUCACGAGGCUUCGUGGCACUUGUGUCGUCGAGAUCCGGAAUCCCAUGUCACCUGUCCUGAGCAAUUUUCCUGUAAUAGAACAAAGUGUCAUCACUCCGAAAAGUCGUAUCGUACUUUGCAGACCCAUGUUAUCAUCGAGGCGAC